Molecule: messenger RNA, 2412 nt
Organism: Eucalyptus grandis
Lineage: Eukaryota; Viridiplantae; Streptophyta; Magnoliopsida; Myrtales; Myrtaceae
Exons: 5
Coding region: 404-2161 (585 amino acids)
Cellular component (GO): cytoplasm
Molecular function (GO): deoxynucleoside kinase activity
Source: RefSeq, a predicted model, not a curated record
CAUGUCCGGUGGUGGAGGACAGACCAACGGACACAGAACCCCAGACAAUCCUCAAAAACCCUAAAGUUUUCCCUCCAUCCUCUUCUCGCGCAACAAGAAUUUACCAACGCAAUCCCGGUUCUGUCUGUGUCGUGUGUCCGGCUGUCCUCUGUCUCUCCCCUUCCCUCCAAACCCUAGCCAGCAAAAACCCUGUAAAAGGCCUCUCCUUUGCUCCUCUCAGUACGCAGCACUGUCCAUAAGCAUUAGCAGCAGAGAGAGAAACGUUCAGUUUCUCCCGCCUCUUUCCUCUUUCGCUCUCUCGAGUUCAAGCAAAAAAGGAAGUUUUUUUUCUUCUACUUUCCUCUCUCUCUCAAAUUCCAGUGAGAAAAAAGGGAAGGAAAUCGCGGUGAGAUGCGAAGACGCGAUGCGGAAGCUGUUAAGCCGAAGCCCUCCUGGCCCUAUCCUCCUCUGUAGCGCCGCUAAACCUCCCAUUACUCUAGGGUUCAAGUACAAGACCGCCGCCAGUACCACAGCAAGCUUCGCUUUCCAUAAAAGCCCUCCCUUUUCUGGGUUUAACGCUCCCGUUCGCGCAAUGGGUCCGCCACCCGGUGCGCUCCCAGCUGCCGGCGGCUGCGGCGGGUCGGCUCUAGCGGCCGCCCUGUCCAAGAAGGCUUCGGGCUACGUCCCUUCUCGCUCCUACUCCACCAGCUGCGGAAUCUGUCGAUGCUCCAUCCAGAACACGGCGCCCUCGCGGGCGUGGGUCGUGUUCAAAGGCGGCCGCGGCAGGUCGUGGCAGAAGUGGGUCCACACGGGCUCGGAGGGGUCGUUCUCGGCUUCCGCCGUCGAGGGUUCGAAGAAUCUUGAGAAGGGUCUGGGCGAGAAGGAUGUGAUGGUACCGGAUGAGAAGGCAGCAAGAGUGCAGAGGAGGCAGAAGGAGCCCGCUAGCGUCGCUGGUAACGUGGAUUUGCUGACGAUUCCGGGCGUGGGGCCAAGGAAUCUGAGGAAGUUGGUGGACAAGGGGAUUGCUGGAGUCGCUGAGCUCAAGCAGUUGUACAGGGAUAAGUUCUUUGGGAAGUCUAGUGAGGGGAUGGUGGAGUACUUACGAAGUUCUGUCGGAAUCAUUCACAAAAACCAUGCCGAGAGUAUCACUACCUACAUUAGAGAGAGUGUGGAGGAAGACUUGGAGGAUUCUGACAUGGAAAAUAAGCCAGCACUGAAGAAACGUCUCACUUUCUGCGUUGAGGGGAACAUAAGUGUUGGCAAGACGACAUUCCUUCAAAGGAUUGCUAAUGAAACGCUGGAGCUGCGUGACCUUGUUGAGGUCGUUCCAGAACCUAUCAAUAAGUGGCAGGAUGUUGGGCCUGAUCACUUCAAUAUAUUGGAUGCUUUUUAUGCAGAUCCAGAAAGAUAUGCCUAUACUUUUCAGAAUUAUGUGUUUGUUACAAGGGUUAUGCAGGAGAGAGAGUCAUCUGGCGGGGUUAAGCCACUCAGACUGAUGGAGAGAAGUGUCUUCAGUGAUAGAAUGGUCUUUGUAAGAGCUGUCCAUGAAGCAAAGUGGAUGAAUGAGAUGGAGAUCAGCAUCUAUGACUCAUGGUUUGAUCCAGUUGUCUCAUGCUUACCUGGUCUCAUCCCUGAUGCUUUUAUAUAUCUGAGGGCAAGCCCCGAUACUUGUCAUAAGAGAAUGAAGCUUCGGAAGAGAUCCGAGGAAGGUGGAGUUUCCCUGGAAUACCUCCGAGACUUGCAUGAGAAGCAUGAGAGCUGGCUUUUCCCAUUUGAAAGUGGGAAGCAUGGAGUAUUGUCAGUGAGUAAGCCCCCUUUUCAUGUUGACAACUCGUUACAUCCAGGUAUAAGGGACCGUGUUGUCUAUUUGGAGGGUGAUCAUAUGCACUCCAGUAUUCAAAAGGUUCCUGCUUUGGUCCUUGAUUGUGAGCCCAAUAUUGAUUUCAGCAAGGACAUUGAAGCCAAGAGGGAGUAUGCAUCCCAAGUGGCACAGUUCUUUGAGUUUGUGAAGAAGAAGAAAGAUGAUGAGCCGACCAAAGUCGGAGAACAGCCGCAGGGUGGGCAGCAGCAGGUGUUGCUGCCCCACAGUGGUGGAUUGUGGAUGCCGGGUGGCAAACCCUUCCCUGAGUCAGCCCUUCAAUCUUUGGACUUUAGACGAGCCAUGUCUUUUAUGUCUGGCUAGUUAUGUUUGGUUUUCUACUGCAUUGCCCCGGUCAAUUGUGUUGUCUUGUGUUUUUUUAUCAUAUGCCUGGGCUGGUCGUGAUUCUGCUUGUAAAAAGGGCGUCUUUUCUUAAGUUUUUAUUAGAUGUGUAGAGAAAGCUGAACCCGUCAAUUAUCCAGUUAGGUGCUGUUAGGGUGGGUGAGUUUAUGUGCUCUCCAUGUUCAAAGUGUCUUGUUUAUUUGUGUUGAAGAUGUGCCUGGUGACUUCGCAAA